AUGGACAGUUCGCGAGAUUUCUACACCUCCACCCCUGGGGGAAGCAGGGAUGACGAAGAGUUUGGCACCAGUGGCGAUGAUUCCUUCUUCACGCCUCUUCCGUGGUAUGCUCUUCUGCCCGUCAACAUGUGGAAGAAAUACAAGAGGGCUCUCAUCAUCGGUGUGAGCGUUCUCGGGGUGGUGCUUGUGGGUCUCAUCAUCACCGCUGCGGUCGUAUCUUCGAGGCACGACUCCUCCAAGCACACUGCCACUGGCCCCAAGAAUGUGAUCGUCAUGAUCACGGAUGGUUUCGGUCCAGCAUCUGUCACGCUGGCCCGGACGCUCAAUGGCGCACCACUGCAGCUGGACCGCAUGAUCCGCGGCACUAUUCGGACCAAAUCGGCCAACAGCCUUGUGACCGACAGCGCUGCUGGGGCGACGUCCUACAGCUGCGGGCUGAAGACCAACAACACCUUUGUGGCCGUUGAUCCGAGAGGUCGUGCUUGUGGUACUAUCUUGGAAGCUGCACAGAAGAAGGGAAUGCGGACGGGUCUAGUCGUGACGAGUCGCAUCACGGAUGCCACUCCCGCCUCCUUUUCAUCGCAUUCUGUGACUCGCUAUGCGCAGGAGUUCAUCGCCUCGCAGCAGGUAACCAAAGGCAUCGACAUUAUGUUUGGCGGAGGUCGCGACUACUACUUGCCAAAGAGCGAGGGCGGCUUGCGAGAGGAUGGGAAGAAUCUUCUCGAGGAAGCCUCCAAGGCGGGCGUCUCUGUGGCCACGACGCUCAAUCAGUUCAACGCAAUUUCCAAGAUGCCCACUCUCGGCCUCUUUGGCAUGAGCCACCUGGACUACACCAUCGACAGAAAUCUCGAACAGCCCACUCUGGCUCAAAUGGUCGCCAAGGCUCUCAGCUUGCUCGAAAAAGACUCCCCAAAGGGAUUUUUCCUCAUGGUCGAAGGUUCCAGGAUCGACCACGCAGGGCAUGACAACGAUGCUGCCACCCACUAUCGCGAGGUGCUGGCGUACGACGACGCUCUUAAGGAAAUUAUCACGUUUGCCGAGAAGGACGGCGACACCCUGGUGGUGAGCGUAUCGGACCACGAAACCGGCGGACUCACGCUGGGCGUCACUCCUCGCAGUGGGUCCUACCCUGUCUAUGACUGGUACUGGAGCCCUUUCCCUCGGUAUCUGGAGUACACCAGUUUUCGGCUCACAAAUGAUUGGGUUCAAAAUAAGGCGUCAGCCUACAAGAUGGCGGCAGCAAUCCACGCCGCAGCACCCAAUGCCUCCGAGGAACAACUGCUCGAAGCGGCGAAGACUGUUUUGCGUGAAAAGGCCGGACUCGAGCUCAACCAAGAAGAUCUGGCCUUGCUUGCUCCUGCCCUCAGCUCCAAGCCCACGGGCAUUCCCCUGUUGAACGUGAUAGGCAACAUUAUCGCCUACCGAGCCGGCAUCGCAUGGACCACUCUUGGGCACACCGGGGUGGACAUCAACCUCUACUCCUACACAAAAGCCCCCAACGUUGACCUCCCAGGAGUCAAGAUAACGGAAAAGUUCGGCAAUGGAGGCAACUUGGAAAACUUCGAUGUGGGCCAGUAUCUCAUUGAUGUGGGCCACUUUGACGUCGAAGCCGUCUCUCGGGCGCUCCAGAGCUUCAACCCCAACCCACUAGCACAAGAGAAGACGAAGAGACAAAUGCGGAAGGCCAACGUAGACGUCGUUGUCGACCCGUACCACCCCGAGCUGUGA
Molecule: messenger RNA, 1728 nt
Organism: Acanthamoeba castellanii str. Neff
Lineage: Eukaryota; Discosea; Longamoebia; Acanthamoebidae
Product: alkaline phosphatase family subfamily protein
Exons: 14
Coding region: 1-1728 (575 amino acids)
Biological process (GO): dephosphorylation
Cellular component (GO): fungal-type vacuole membrane
Molecular function (GO): alkaline phosphatase activity
Source: RefSeq, a predicted model, not a curated record